AUGGAAAGUAUUGUUAAGGAUACAAUAAUGAACCAUUUAAAUAAAAAUAAGUUAUUAAUACCAGAACAACACGGAUUCAUUAAAUCAAAAAAUUGUGUAACAAACCUUCUCGAGACAUUAGACAUAAUAACAGAAGCAAUAAAUUGUGGAAAAUGUGUUGAUGUUGCCUUUUUAGAUUUUUCUAAGGCAUUUGAUUCAGUUCCGCAUUCCAGGCUGCUCUUGAAACUUAAGUCAUUUGGUAUUGUCGGAAAAUUGUUGCAAUGGUGUAAAGCUUUUUUAGCAAAUCGAAAACAGAGAGUUGUUUUGGGACUGUUUGAAUCAGAAAGGGAAACAGUUCGUAGUGGGGUACCACAAUGA
Hydra vulgaris (swiftwater hydra) is the source of this 357-nucleotide messenger RNA. RefSeq lists its product as uncharacterized. The record is from RefSeq and is a predicted model, not a curated record. NCBI's taxonomy places the organism in Eukaryota, Metazoa, Cnidaria, Hydrozoa, Anthoathecata, Hydridae.